AUGGCGUCUACAGUCGCCUCCGCCAUUCGCCCUGGCCUACGCGAAAGACAAAAGUCCGGCUCGCCUCACACUCCAAGCCGGUACAUCUCCUCAGUCCACUCCUCCCCUGGUUCCUCAUUCUUUCGAGCCGAGGAAGACCCUAUCAUCAUCGAACUGAACCCUCGAGAACUCAGCGCGGGGUUCCAAGGGGAGAGCGGCCCUCAAUGCACGAUAGCAUUUGCUCCUCAGAACUCCAGACGAGUAGGAGAUUAUCGCACGUACUUGGCGAGCUACAAGAGAAGAGAGGAGAACAUACAAGCUCGAUGCAAGGACUACGAGUUAUGGAGAAGCGAUGUGAAGGACGUGGACUUGGGGUUACUGGACGACAAGCUGGAACGAGCAGUUAGAGAAGCAUACACUAAACAUCUACUGGUCGAUGCUGGAGGUGCGAGGCUUGUUCUUGUUCUGCCGUCUCUUGUGCCGCAUCCCGUCCUUUCAACCAUCUUGACCCUGCUGUUUGAGCGCUGGAAGUAUUCCUCAAUCACGCUUCUGCCUUCGCCCACAAUGACGAUUGCUGGUUCGGGCCUGCGCUCAGGUCUGGUCGUUGACAUUGGCUGGGAGGAGACGGUUGUAAUGGCCAUCUAUGAGUAUCGAGAAAUUCACAUGCGGCGGACUGUACGCGCUAUGAGAGCUCUGACUUGCAAAAUCGCGGCAUUGCUGGACGGGGUCAGACAGGGACAGAAGGAUUCUGUCGAAGGAGACUUGGUGUUUGAUUUUGACUUUGUAGAAGACUUUAUCGACCGUGCGGGAGGCUGUCAUGGCCUGCUUCGACCCACGGGAGAAGGGCUGGCUGAGGGAAUUGCAGGCAUGGGUUUGGGAGAACAACAGCCACCAGCAGGAGGCGAUGAUCUCCUCAUCGAUUGGCCUACAGACUCAUCCUAUCGCUCUGUAUCGAUAUCUCGUGCGGCACUUCAUCAGGCAUGUGUGGAAAGUCUGAUAGGCCAACAGAAUGAAGACCAUUCAGACGACCAUGAACAGUCAAUCAGCCAAGUGCUCUAUCGGACACUCCUCGAUCUCUCUGCAGAUGUACGCAGCGUAUGUCUACCCAGGAUCAUUUUCGUCGGCCGCGGGGCUAAGGUCGCUGGAUUGUCUGCGCGGAUAUUGAAUGAAGCCAAUUCCAUCAUAAGUCAACAUGGUUGGACAGCUGUCAGGGGCAAGCAUUUUAAUGCUAGGAGGAGUGGACUUACGGAGCUUGCUCAGGGUCGAGCUGUACCAGCGGAAGCUCGACACGAUAUCACCAUUCCUGUAGCUGGGGAUUUUGUGGAGGAGCGGCUCUCAAAACAAAAGUCUCGGGACCCGUCAACGUCAACUGCUAUCCCUAUGACUGUUCGUGAAGUGAGCUCUCUCGGAGCCUGGGCUGGCGCAAGUCUGGUAGCAAGCUUGAAGGCAAGAUCAUUUGUCGAGAUCGAAAGGGAGAAGUUUCUUUCGCAGGGCCUUGCGGGAGCUCAUCGAGACCUGGAUUCAUCUGUCACUUCUCAGCGGGCGACGACGGCGAAGAGCACCGAAAGAACUAGCUGGACUUUGGCGGGUUGGGCGUGA
This is a messenger RNA of Exophiala spinifera, 1578 nucleotides long. RefSeq lists its product as uncharacterized. The transcript has a single exon. NCBI's taxonomy places the organism in Eukaryota, Fungi, Ascomycota, Eurotiomycetes, Chaetothyriales, Herpotrichiellaceae. The coding region runs from base 1 to 1578 and encodes 525 amino acids. The record is from RefSeq and is a predicted model, not a curated record. Gene Ontology annotation, biological process: microtubule-based movement.